This is a messenger RNA of Adineta ricciae, 633 nucleotides long. The record is from the annotation of a GenBank genome assembly. Lineage: Eukaryota; Metazoa; Rotifera; Eurotatoria; Adinetida; Adinetidae.
AUGGAGAGAGUGAAGUCGCUGAUAACAGAAUCGACUAUUCAAGAAUAUCAAGACAAUGGUGCAGUAUGCAUUCGACAAUUACUGAAUCAUGAUGAAAUCGAACUACUUCGACAAGGUGUCGAACACAAUCUUCAUCAUCCAUCCGCACGAUUCAAAAUCGCUAGUCGAGAUGAUGACCAAGGAAAACUCGUCGAGGAUUUUUGUACUUGGCAAGACAAUCCUGAUUAUAAGCGAUUCAUUUAUCAAUCACCAUGUGCACAAGUCGCUGGUUUAUUAAUGAAGAGUAGCACCAGUCGUCUGUAUCACGAUCAUUUGCUUGUCAAAGAAGCAAAUACGAAACAAAUAACACCAUGGCAUCAAGAUCAACCGUAUUACAAUAUCGACGGUUUUCAAACAUGUAGUUUCUGGAUUCCUGUCGAUCCAGUAUCGCGGUCGUCGACACUCGAAUUCAUUUCCGGUUCGCAUCGAAAUAGCCGAUGGCUUAUGCCGAGAACGUUCAUGAACAUGGAAGCGAAAUGGUUUCCUGAAGGCACGCUGGAUGNACAAAAGCCGGUCCAUCUGAUUAUCGUCAUUCAAAUCAGCGACAAGGUAUGGACCAAAAUUUGUGCUCGAACAUGUUGUAUUCACCGAUAG